Molecule: messenger RNA, 1588 nt
Organism: Anas platyrhynchos (mallard)
Lineage: Eukaryota; Metazoa; Chordata; Aves; Anseriformes; Anatidae
Source: RefSeq, a predicted model, not a curated record
CUCGUCGGGUGCGUGUGUGCAGCGCGCAGAGAGCGAGCAGCGAUGUCCGGGCGCGGGAAGCAGGGCGGGAAGGCGCGGGCCAAGGCCAAGUCGCGCUCGUCGCGGGCCGGGCUGCAGUUCCCCGUGGGCCGCGUGCACCGGCUGCUGCGCAAGGGCAACUACGCGGAGCGGGUGGGCGCCGGCGCCCCGGUGUACCUGGCGGCCGUGCUGGAGUACCUGACGGCCGAGAUCCUGGAGCUGGCGGGCAACGCGGCCCGCGACAACAAGAAGACGCGCAUCAUCCCCCGCCACCUGCAGCUGGCCAUCCGCAACGACGAGGAGCUCAACAAGCUGCUGGGCAAGGUCACCAUCGCGCAGGGCGGGGUGCUGCCCAACAUCCAGGCCGUGCUGCUGCCCAAGAAGACCGGAAAGCCACAAGGCAAAGAGCAAGUAAAGCGGCCCCGGAGACAGGCCCGGAGCGCACCACUGAAACCCAAAGGCUCUUUUCAGAGCCACCCACAGCCUCGAGAAAGAGCUUGAGACGCUCCUGUAGAAGAGGGACAGAGAGAGGAGAGGAGGCGUGCGCCCUCCCUUCUGACUAGAAGUGUGCGGGAGUCUUGCCCUGCUCUAAAGCCCAAGCUCUGCAUGGGAGAGCUCGGUUGCGGCCGGGCAGCCUCGGCCCUUCCUCGUAGGCCCCGCACUCACCCCCGGAGCAGCGCUCUGAGCCCAGGCACCGCCAGCUGCGGCGAGCCGGGCUCGAGUAGAGCCGCCCGUGGCGCGGCGCGGGAGCGGCUGGAGCCUGUGGCUGCCCCGCGCGGGCUUUUCAAAGGGUGAGGGCGCUCCGCCUCCUAGAGCGAGCCCAGCGCGCGUGGUCGCUGCGCUUUUUUUUCUGCGGGCUGGGGUCACUGGGAGGGAAGAGUGGCCUCCCCCCUGCCCUCAGGGUGCUUGACGAGGCGGAUACUUCCCUCCCCCCUUGCUCGCUCGGGCCCCCUUCGCUCGCGGCUUUUCCGGACGUGGCUACAGCCCUGGGAGGAUCGGAGCCUGCGCCCAGCACAUUGCAGCUUGCUCUUAGUAGCGGUGGGCGUCUCCCUCGGAAGGGCCACCGGCUCGUCCAGCGCUCAGUUAACGAGCAGCCCAACCAGUUCCUCCCGGAAGCGGCUACUAAACGCGAGGAGCAGCAAGGGAAGUGGGAAGGGAAUUACAUAACAGAGCACUGCGAGACAGCCUCAAGCACCACCAUACGAUACGGUGCUAGGCACCGAAACCUUAGUGGGGCGGGCAAGAAUCAGUUGAAAGAUACUUCUGUACAGGAACAGCUUCAAGAAAGCGAGCAAACGCGAUACAGCUCUUUCUGAAGAGAAGGUGGGCGGCUCUUAAAAGAGCCUUUAGGGUGUCGAGAGGGUCCGAGAAGCAGCUGGCUGCGCGCUUUAGCCGCCGAAGCCGUAGAGGGUGCGUCCCUGGCGCUUGAGGGCGUAGACCACGUCCAUGGCCGUGACCGUCUUGCGCUUGGCGUGCUCGGUGUAGGUGACGGCGUCGCGGAUCACGUUCUCCAGGAAGACCUUGAGCACGCCGCGCGUCUCCUCGUAGAUGAGCCCCGAGAUGCGCUUGA